Messenger RNA from Misgurnus anguillicaudatus (oriental weatherfish), 1285 nucleotides. The record is from RefSeq and is a predicted model, not a curated record. Lineage: Eukaryota; Metazoa; Chordata; Actinopteri; Cypriniformes; Cobitidae.
GUGUGUGUGUGUGUGUGUGUGUGUGUGCAUUUGAAGCGCUCUUCCUGUAUCAGAAGUAAGACGGUCGGAGAAAUUUGAGGAUCUUUUUGUAUUUAAAUAUCUAUAAUCACAUUAAUAAGUUCUGGGAUUGAUCUGAAACGAUGAUGUUCAUGAACUUUAUGUUACUGCUCUUAACAGCAGCUGUGCAUGAAGUUCAGAGUCACGUUACGUUUACAGACAAGUCAGCCACUUUGUAUUGUCCUGAAACAGAAGGUGAGGCGACAUGGACAGGCGAUAAAAUGACCCCAAAAACAGCUUCUGAAUUAACGGUUGAAGCUACAGAUGGAGAAGUCAAAGGAACCUGGGCCUGUGACGCUAAUGGAAAAAAACAUCAAUUCUAUAUUAAGUCAAAGGUGUGUGAGAACUGCUAUGAGCUGACCGCCGGGCUGGCUUCUGGUGUUAUUAUUGGGGAUUUACUGUUUACCGGAGGAGUCAUACUUUUAGUUUACUUGUGUACCCAGAGAAAGCAAAGAGGUGCUCCAAGUCCCCCUAACCCUGACUAUGAGAUGCUAAACCCCAAGACCCAAACUCGAGAUCUGUACGCAGGAAUCCGUUAGAUGUUUCUCACCGGAUCAGACGUCUGUAUUCUGAAUAACUCGCUUUUAACGUUUUUCUGCUUUUACUGUAACACUGUAAAAAAAUUCUGUAUAAAUUACAGUAUUACUGAGUAUUACUGGCAACUAACUUACUGUAGAUUUUACAUUUAUAUUAUUUACUGGCAACAGUUUGUUUAAAGUUAAAUGAACAUGUAACAUUUUCAGUCUUUAUCUUCUACAGUAAGUUACUGGCAACCAGCUGCAUAAUUACAGCUAAUUUAUUACAGUGUAGUAUUUGACUCUGUAAUCUAUUUUGUAAAGUUUCUCUAAUAAACAUUCAUAGUGCUUUAAAUAACAUCAUAAUGAAAUAAUUCUUGUGUGAAUCAGAGAUGUGUUUUAAAAUAAAUGUGUGUAUGCAUGGAAAGUUUUGCUCAUAAAGCAUGAAAAAGACACUUCAAUAACUUCAGAUGGAAAUACCUGAGAAAGUGGAAACAUUAUGGUUUACUGUAAAUACUACACACACGUCUGACUUAUCUUUCACAAAUCUACACUCAUUUCAUCGUUUUAUUUUCUCCUUUUUAAAUGUAAAAUUCAUGAAAUGUUUUCAUUGUGUUCUCUCACAUGAUGUGUGCAUGUUGUUCAUGAAUGAUGAAGUUUUGUGUUGACUGAUAAUCAGAUUAUAUAAAUCAUUUCAAUAAACUUAUAGCAUC